AUGGGCCCUUCAACGCCAACGCGUGCAAAAGGAUCGACUGCCGCAUUAACGCGCGGCUUGGGCAUGAUGUCCCUGGACUCGCCCCUGUCAGAUCGCCCAACAAAUCUUCGAUCGCGAUUUCACGCAUCUCCUAUUCGCCACCCAUCCAUAAAGUCUGCACGGACGCUUGGCCCUGCCGGUGGCGGCGUCGUCAGCGGCAUCGCUGCUGGUGGCCGUCGCGAUAAGGAAGACUGCUUGCUUGUGCAUUCUAUGGAUGGACCUGAUGCACGAGGCGUCGUUGCCAAGGACUGGGACGGUCCCGACGGCACAGUGCCUCGUCGGCGUGGGUCCACCAUGGUGUCACGAGGUGAUCGAUACAUCCCAAACCGUGAGCUUCUUCGUCGCGGCACCACACCAUUCCUUGAGGACAGCGCAGGCGAUGCACUUUCACACCACAAUAGUAGCAGCAGUGCCGGGAGUGAUUCUCUUGCAUCUGACGCCGCCGCAGCGGCGGCGGCGGCGGAACUGGACAGCCCACCCGCCUUAGAGGGUGCAUGUCAGGUCGAUCUGGGACAGCGAAUUCUUUCCUUUUCAGCAGCUCCUCCAAGCGCAUCGUCUUCCAGUGCAAAAGACUUGCACACGCGGUAUGCAUCUAAGCCAAAGAGUACGUUGCCCAGCAGUCUUGUGGCCGCUGGAAGACGCCGCAUUCCGACAGCGCCAGAACGCGUGCUCGAUGCACCUGCGAUUGUGCCUGACUUUUAUGUCAACCUCUUGCACUGGUCGAGUCAGAACGUCAUUGCUAUUGCGUUGCAGUCAGCCGUCCACACAUGGAACAGCGAGACAGGAGAAGCCAAUUUUCUGCUGGAUUUGGAAGAAGAGAGCGAACGCGUCGGUGGUGGCGGCUUGGUCACGAGUCUUCGCUGGGACGCGCAUGGCAAUAUCCUCGCUGUGGGUACGGACCGAGGUUAUACACAAAUCUGGGAUGUCGCACGCGGUGCGCGGCUGCGUACACUGCGACCCAGUGCCGAUGGCGGCGCAGAUGCGUCAGCGGUCAAUGCAGCUGCAUGGGCCGUCGACGGCACACUGAGUGUCGGUUACGCAAGUGGUUUGAUUCGUGAACAUGAUGUGCGACAGCGAUCUAGCGAAACACGCUCCUUAGAACAUGCACAUGCGGCGCAGGUAUGUGGCUUGAGCUGGCGCGAUGACAGUGCCUUGUUGGCAAGUGGAGGAAACGACAACGUCGUAAAAGUAUGGGACCGACGAACCAAUGUAGCCAAGAUGCGCAAGGAGAAUCACCGGGCAGCUGUGAAAGCCCUCGCUUGGUCGCCACACAACAGCAGUCUUUUGGCGACAGGUGGCGGCAGUGCGGACAGAUGCAUCCACUUUUGGAACACGACACAGAAUACCCGCGUGCAGACGAUCCAGACAAGCGCGCAAGUAACCUCGCUGCAGUGGGCGCCACAUUACCGCGAGCUCGUGUCGUCGCAUGGUGUUGGCACAUCCGAGUCAGAGGCGGGCGCACUGUGUGUGUGGGCACAUCCCUCCGGCCAGAAGAUCGCCGAUGUGCCAGGAGCCCACGAUGGUCGUGUACUUCAUACGAGUCUGAGCCCCGAUGGCCAGACACUCGCGACGGUCGGUAGUGACGAGAGCCUCAAGUUUUGGCGCGUGUUUGAACAAGCGCAGGACGUGAGCAAAGCGCAGCGAUCUGUGCUGACGUCUUACAAAGGCCUUGCACGUUCAGCGCCACCGACGCGUGCGUUGCGCUGA
This is a messenger RNA of Malassezia globosa CBS 7966, 1746 nucleotides long. RefSeq lists its product as uncharacterized. NCBI's taxonomy places the organism in Eukaryota, Fungi, Basidiomycota, Malasseziomycetes, Malasseziales, Malasseziaceae. Bases 1 to 1746 code for a protein of 581 amino acids. The transcript has a single exon. Gene Ontology annotation, cellular component: anaphase-promoting complex. The record is from RefSeq and is a predicted model, not a curated record. Gene Ontology annotation, molecular function: ubiquitin ligase activator activity; protein binding; anaphase-promoting complex binding. Gene Ontology annotation, biological process: positive regulation of anaphase-promoting complex-dependent catabolic process; anaphase-promoting complex-dependent catabolic process; positive regulation of ubiquitin protein ligase activity.